Molecule: messenger RNA, 2252 nt
Organism: Amphibalanus amphitrite
Lineage: Eukaryota; Metazoa; Arthropoda; Thecostraca; Balanomorpha; Balanidae
Product: SET domain-containing protein 4-like
Exons: 1
Coding region: 95-1474 (459 amino acids)
Biological process (GO): peptidyl-lysine trimethylation; peptidyl-lysine monomethylation; peptidyl-lysine dimethylation
Molecular function (GO): histone H3K36 methyltransferase activity; histone H3K4 methyltransferase activity; transcription coactivator activity
Source: RefSeq, a predicted model, not a curated record
ACUAUUAUUAACAUUUCGUGCGCAAUGCGUAUAGUGCCUCUGCAACGAAAGACGUGCAUCAGCCUCAUGCAUUACAUUUCAGACUGUUGUGCAAAUGGGGAGGACGAAAAGGGUGCGCCGUAGGAAGCGGGCCGUGUCCGCCGAGAGCUCGGUUGAUGUAGAUGGCCGGCUGUCCGAGCUGGUGGGCUGGAUGCGGCGCCGCCGGUGGUCGGGACCGGGCCCUCUGAGGCCGGCCCUGUUCCCGGACACGGGCCGCGGCCUGCUGAGCCGGCAGCCGCUGCAGCCCGGCGCCACGCUCGUCUCGAUCCCGCUCUCGCUGCUGGUCAGCUCGGCGACGGCGCUGCGCUCCGAGCUGGGCGCGGCGCUGCGGGCCGCCCGGCCGGCCGUCUCGGCCCAGCUGGCCGUCAGCCUGUGGCUGGCGCUGGAGCGGCGGCGCGGCGCCGACUCCGCCUGGCGGCCGUACCUGGCCUCGCUGCCGAGCGCCUACACGACGCCGGCGUACUGCGAGCCGCGCGAGCUGAGCGCCGACCUGCUGCCGGAGGCACUGCUCUCGGCGGCGCGACUUCAGCACGCCGCUGUUCGUCGAAAUCUACUGCGUGCCCGGCGGGUGCUGCGCGAAACAUCAGCGCCGUGCGUGGCCGGCUGGGAGCUCUCUGAAGAGGAGCUCCGACACGCCUGGGUGACGGUGAAGACACGCGCCAUGUGUGUGGAGCCGGAGGAGGACCUCGGAAACGCGCCGUCCGGCCUCAAAGACGACAACUGCGCGCUCGCACCGUUCCUGGACCUCUUCAACCACCGGUCGGGCGCCACCGUCUACAGCAGCGUCUCCGACGGCUGCUAUCGGCUGAUGACGGAGCACGGCGUAGCCGCCGGCGAACAGGUCUUCAUCGACUACGGCCCGCGUGACAACCUGCAGCUGGUGCUCGACUACGGGUUUGUGGUGCCGGGCAACGAGCGAGACGCAGUGCCAGUGCCUGCCGAGUGGGUACCUCUGCCCGCGGAGGCUCAGCGCGCGGCCGACGACGCUCGCCUACGCUCCUUUCUGUCCGUGGGUCGUGAGGGCUACUCCCGCGACCUGCUGACGCGGCUGUACCUGGCGGCGCUCCCGGAGCAAGAGUUGGCCUCCGUGGACGGCCAGGAGGUGCAGUGUAUGAGCCUGCAGGAGCUGACUGCUCCGGCGGCGGUGCGCCGCGCGCUGGCCGCCCUGCUGGUGCGUCUGGUGCGGCACCUGGAGUCGUGUCUGGCGGCGCAGCGCGCCAUGCCGGCGCCCAGUGACGCGCUGCGGGUCUGCUCGGCGCUGCUGCGCGAGUGGCUGCUGGUGCUGCAGGGCCACGUAUGGGAGCUGGGCCGGCGGCCCGGCGCCGACGGUGUGGUGCGGCCCGUGUACGGCACGCGGCUGGGUGAUGUCGUCACAGAGAGCGUCAUUCAUGGCGCGGGCGGGGAGCUCUACGUGGAGAUGUGUGCUGAUGGGUAGCGCUUCAGGUUAUCCACCUUCGGCUACUGAUCACGAAAGUAGCAACCAAGUGUUACUCACAACUACUGACCAUUGGUUGUAAGUCUUUGUUAACCACUUACUACUUCUGUUAUUUGUUAUGUAACAUGGUUUGUUGUUGUGUACAAAUUAGCUAACGUCUCAGGCUUUACUGGAAUUAACCGUUUGGUACAAACAAUAUGCUUUUACUGUGCAAUAUCUAUUGACAAAUAGCUGUGAAAAAAUGUAAGUGCACUAAUGCCUCAGGUUUUGUCUAAUGGUAAUCGUUUAGUCAUCUAAUCGUGGUUCAGUCUUGUAGGUAUUUACAUUUACGUGUUGUGCUUUACAUCUCGUUUGUGCUUUGUGCUCACAAUCUGCUAUGUAUUGUCUCGUUUCUGUAACUUGUGCGUAGCUACUAGCCGGCUGGUGUCGAGCGUUAACGUAUUCUUACAUCGUUACAUUGUAUUUUACUCGGUGUGUUAUUGGAAUUCACUCAUCACAGCAAUGUGCCCUUAUAAUCGGUUUGUUGUGGACAUGUGCUAACGUCUCAGGCUGUAUUGUGGUCGCAGCGAUGGCUGUGUCACAGGGCUUUCAUUCUUGCCUUCCAAUAAACAUUGAACUAAAAUGAGUGUUUUGCCGAGGAGGGCGAAGUAUUUUACUUUCUCUGCUUGGAAAUUUACGCUGAACUAGGAAACUCUUGAUCGGCCUAGUUUUGCGAUUAGUUAUACAUAUUUAUUUUUAGAGCGAAACUUUUUCGGACUGGAAAUGUAACUUUUAGCUU